AUGUAUGUUCAUACGUUUGAUAAUGAUAAUCAUCAAAAUCAAUGUGAUGAUAUGUGUUUAUUAAAUAUCAAUGAAAUUGAUAUGUCAAAGUUUAUAAGUGGCACAAAUGAAGAGAAAAAAGAAAUUGCAUUAUUAUUUGAUAAAACUUUUCAUGAAUAUGGUAUUAUUCGAUUAAUGAAUACUAAUAUUACAUCAGAAUUAAUAGAUAAAUCAAAAGAAUUUUUUUCAUUAAAUUUGGAAACAAAACUGAAAUAUUAUGUAAAUGGUCCAUAUUAUGAAAUACCUGGAUAUAAACCAACAGGAUUAGAGUCUGUUGCCAACUAUAAGGGACAAAAAAAGGCAUCAUAUUCCGAUUCUGUCGAAGCUUUUUAUAACAUUUUCAAAUCCCAAUCAAAACAAUUUAAUUUUUCUAUUGAUCAAUUACCUGAAUUAUUUCGUGAUGUUAUACCGGACUAUAUAUUAAAAGCAAGACAAUUAAUUACUUAUGUUCAUAGUAUUGUUGAUAUGGCAUUGGAAUUAGAUGAAAAUACAUUUGAUAAAAAUUAUACAAAUGAUAAUGCUAUUUUUAGUUUAAGAUUAACUAAAUAUUUACCAACGAAAAAUGAGGAACAAUUAGCAUUCGGAGAACAUCAAGAUUUUCUUGGAUUUACAUUAAUACAAAAUGAUAAUGUACCAGGUUUAGAAGUGAACGUAAAUCGAACAUGGUUUCGUGUAGAAUCUAAACCAGACACUUUAUUAUUAGUUGGCGGUGAAUUUAUUGAAAGAUGA
This is a messenger RNA of Rotaria sp. Silwood1, 768 nucleotides long. The record is from the annotation of a GenBank genome assembly. NCBI's taxonomy places the organism in Eukaryota, Metazoa, Rotifera, Eurotatoria, Philodinida, Philodinidae.